Messenger RNA from Nyctereutes procyonoides (raccoon dog), 2298 nucleotides. It is a transcript of the gene CFAP210, whose product is annotated as cilia and flagella associated protein 210. The transcript is spliced from 10 exons. The record is from RefSeq and is a predicted model, not a curated record. Lineage: Eukaryota; Metazoa; Chordata; Mammalia; Carnivora; Canidae. The coding region runs from base 1 to 2190 and encodes 729 amino acids.
AUGGCCCUUGACAACGAAGUAUUUCAAGGGGGCCUCUGCCCUCCAGCUCCCCCCCGCGAGCAGGUCUGUGGGCCGCACACACCGAGUCAGGCCUCGCUCUCCCACACACCUGCAGGGUCCGCCCCGGACGUAGGCGCAGGCACCUCGCUGGGGGUCAUCCCCCGUGAGGAGCCCGGUGGACGAGGACGGGAGCGCCGGGCCGGGCCCCCAGGGCUCCUCACGGACCCGGACCACGCGUCGGCAGCCGUCCUGUCCCCGGGGCCGCUCCCGCAGGCUCUGCCCCCCGUUCCGGAGCCUGCCCCUGCGGGAAACCCGACGCGCGCGCCGCCGCACGACUUCCCGCGCAGGCGCAGUCCCGCUUUCCCAGCCCGACGGCCCCGCUGCGGCGCGUUCGCCGUUCCUCGGCCGCGGCUGCCGUCACUUCCGGCGGCGUUGCUAAGCGACUGCGCGCUUCGGCAAACAUUCCACUGGCUGGGGUCCUGCUCGCCCCGCGUCGGCGUCGCCUUGCAGAGUCUCAGAGUGCCCGACGCCUCGUCAGAGAUGCUGGCGCGGUUUGGAAGGCGCUGUGGAGGUGUAGGGAGGGCGAGGAAAAACACAGAAAUAAAGAACUCUGAAGAAGAUCAGACUCUCCACCCACCUCUUCUGCCUAGCACGGUAGAUCUUCGGCAGGUUACCAUAAUUCCACACAAUGAGUGGAAAAGGAUUCGAGAUAGCCUUGACAAUUUGACAAGAAAAGCAGCAUGUCUUCGUGCAGAGAGAAAGGCAAAGAAAGAAAUGCAUUUCCGAUCCCAAGAAGUAGUAAAACAUUGGACUAAUACAUAUGCAGGGAUGAAAGAACAGAAACUUGAAGCCAAAAAGAAGCGUGAUGAAGAAAUAGAGGCAGAAAGACAAAUUCUUGAUGUGGAGGAAGAAAUAUACAAACAAGGAGAAAGAAAAAAGGCUAUUGAAUAUGCAAAGCAAUAUCAGUUUUACCAGACAGAAAGAGUGAAGAACUUUCAUUCAGGACUUCUUCUUAGUAGAGUAAUGAAAGAACGUGAUGCACAGAUUGAAUACCAAAAGAAGAAAAUAAAAUCAGAUAAAAAAUGGGAAGAACAAUUGAAACUCAAUGUUGAAAAAGCUUUUAAAGAAGAACAAGAAAAAGCAGAAAAACGACGCAGAAACAGAGUGGCUCUUGCCAAUGAUCAUUUAAAACAAAUCAAGGAACAUGAAGAAGAGGAAGAAAGAAGGAGAAAACAUGAAGAAAAGGAUGCUGAAGAAAUAAAGCGACAGAAUUCAUUAUAUGAAUUAGAAAUGAGGAAAAAACUAGAAAAGAAAAAAGAAGAUAUAAAUGAAAGCAGAAAACUGUUUUUUGAACAUAUGAAUGAUAAGAAUAUCAUCAAAGCCGUAGAACUGCAGCAGCAAGAGGAGGAAGAUGAAAAGAUUAGGAAAUUUAUCAAAGCAAAAAAGCGUCUUAUACAAAUGGGGAAAGAAAAAGAAGCUGAAACACACAGGCUAAUGGAAGAAAGGAGAGAAAGAAUAAAUAACUUCCUGAGUGAGCUACUAAAAGAGAAACUUGACAAUGAAGAUUUGAUUAUUGCUAGAGAUAUUGCAGAGGCUGAGGCUGAAUGGGAAAAAAGAGAAAAAGAAAAAUAUGAAAAAAACAAAGCAGAAUUAAAAGCAAUUGCAGAAUAUAGAGCUGUUGUGAUGAAAAAUAAAGAGGAAGAAGAAAGACAGAGAAAACUAGAGGCUAAAGAACAAUUGCUGGCUAUCAUGAAAGCAGAUCAGAUUUUCCAGGAGCAUGAAAAGGAGAAAAAACGCAAAGCUGAUAAAGAACAUCGAGAAGUUCGAGAUGCCCAUAUUCAGCAAAUGGCCAAAAAUAAAUUUAAUGCAAAGCAAGAAAAACAAGCAGAAUUAGAGUAUUCCAGACUUGCUGAAGCGCUUGUGGCUGAAAAGGAGAAGGAAUUCCAAGAUUAUGCCAGAGAAGUAAUUGAACUGGAGUCUGAAUCAACAAAUAAAUAUAUUUAUCCUCUUGUAAAAGCUGUACAGGAAGGACACGGAGGUGGCCGUGGACCAGUUUUUGUGGACAGUGGAUUAAGACCCAGUUACCAGGCAAAUGAUGCCACUGGAGUCCAGCUUCCUUUUUAUAACUCUCAGGGAUCAAAAUACAGUAAUUUUCAAAAGUCUAAGGGAAGACUAGGUUUUACAUGGUAGAAAAAAGUUUAUUUUUAAGAUUGUGAGGACUAAGUUGUAGCUAAUAUGAACUACAAUUAAGUCAAUUUUAUGCUUAUAAUUUGUUAAUAAAUCUGCUUUUAAGUGCAA